Molecule: messenger RNA, 1494 nt
Organism: Adineta steineri
Lineage: Eukaryota; Metazoa; Rotifera; Eurotatoria; Adinetida; Adinetidae
Source: the annotation of a GenBank genome assembly
AUGCUUUACCACAUUAUACAUCGUCCUAUUCAUUCUAAUACGACGAAUAUAUCAAAUCAACCAAAACCCGAAUCAGUCCCAACACAACAGUUAAUGCCACGUUAUCAUUAUUCACGAGCAGUUCCAAAUAGUGUUGCAAAUACUUCAGAUUCAUAUUUAAUAGAAAAUAAUACUGGUGGACAUACGAUACAGCCUACAAUGACAGCGACGACGACGAGCAAUGAUAAUAAUUCUUAUGGGUCUUUUAAAUCAACAUUCAUUCCGUUUAUGACAAAUAAUCGAUCAAUAACACCAACUAUGCGCGAAUUUAUUCAGAUACCAGUAACAAGAGAGGAUGGUACGACUAUUAUAACAAGUAAUCUUAGUCGAUCUGUACCAAUUACGUAUGUUAGUGAGACAGGUGCAUUACCAUCUAUUGCAGAUAAGAAUGAAGCUAAUAAUCUGAAUCCACAUUUCACUCAUUUUUUACGACCAAGUUCAAGAUAUUUUCAACAUCAUUUUAAUAAUAUAAAUGAAGAACCAAUUAUAACAACAUCAACAUCAAAUAUAUCUCGUUUACCUUCUGCUACACGUCGUUUAAGUCUUUCAAUACCAAUAAUAACAACAGGAACAUCAUCAAGUACUGAUGAUGAUACAAUAAAUCAAAAAGUAUUAAUAUCACCUAUUCGACAAAUUCCUAUUCGUUUUCCACAAACACAAAGUACUGCUUCAACUCCUGCAAAUAAUUCUCGUAUAUCAAGUGCUGUUCUUCGAUCAUCACCCAUACCACAUACACUUCAACGUCGAAGAACUGAUAUGGGAGACGCAUCGUCAUCGUCAUCACCAACAACAUUAGUAACAAUAAAUAACCCUCAACAAUCAUCAUCGGAUUUUAAUAUGACAUCUUCAAAUACAUUUCCUUUACGUCGAGCUGAAGCUAUGGCUCGUGAAGCUAUACAAAAUAUAGCACAACAACAACAACAACGUAAUAAUUUAAUAUCUGGAAAUAAUAAUACUAAUAAUAAUGGUACUCGAUCACCACCAUUAUCGCGUCGUGUUAUUAUAAAUUUAAAAAAUAAUCAGAGCGUAUCACUUGAUAGUCAAAUAUCAGCGGCAAUGAAACUACCACCAAUUCCAUCUUCUUCUCGUACAACAUCACGAAAUAAUAUUUUUCGUAUACCUGUUCUACAUGAACUUCAAGCAUCUUCUCAUCCAUUACUAAUGACAUCUGAACCUUCUUUUCAAUCGACAUCUGCCACUAAUAAUAUUAAUAAUAAUAUGAAUAAUGGAAAUUAUAAAAAUGAAUUUCGUAUGGAAAUUCCAGUUACACUUACAACUAGCAGUGAUCAAGAGAAUCAAAUUCAACAAAAUAAUGGAAAAGAGGAUGGAUUUAAUAGUGAUGAACAUCGUCGGCCAACAAAUAAUAAUUCAAAUCCAACGCUCAAAUCUAUUUUAAAACGAUCCUCAUCGAGAGACUCUGUUUCAAGAAAAAAUGUAAGCUUUAUGAAUGCUUAA